AUCUGAUCUAGAGUCAGUCAGCUGGAUGUCACUCCCAGUCUUUCUAUGAGUACAGGGAGAAAGUCACAGAUGAAGACCAGAUGAAUACAGUUGAGCUGAUGAAACACCUUUAGAAUGAUGGAACACAACAUGAUGUUGGAAAAUAAACUGAUCGAGGACGAUUGCCAUCUAAAAUGCAAGCAAUACCUUAUCAGUAUGUUUGGAGAAGCAGCCGCAGAGUAUUUUCUCAGCCCUUCCUCUUGCUCAAAGGAUAUACCCUCUUGGUUUUUCCAGCUAAAAGAUGACAUGAAAGAUCACAUGAGUGCAGUUAGCCUAUGGGAUGCUCUGAGACAACGCUCUGCACAGACACUGCAAGAAUCAAACACUGAGCCCUCGUUGGCGAUUACUAAUGAGAUUGUGAAAAGGGUGACAGACUGGAAGACACUCAAGAAACAGGACCAUCUGAUGCACCUAUCAGGGGUGAAAUACAUGUUCCGCUGUGCUCAGCGUAACCAGGCCAUCUCUGCACUCCUUCUACAACAUAACCCUCUUUUUGACUAUGAGAUAAAUAAAGGACUGAACUGAUUCCUGUUCAUUAUCCAGAAUCAACCGAAUGGUGAGGUCAACACAAGAGGAGUGUUGAAAACAGGGCUAUCUCUCAGAUGAGCAAGACAUUUAUGACAUAGUCAAACUGUAUUUUUUUUCUGUAACUUUUAUUGUUCAGUUGACCCAUUUAAGACUUGCACAGGCUUGAUAAACGAGUCAGUUAAUGUGAUGCACUGUAGUAGGAAUUUGUAAUUGCAAUUCACUACCAUCAGAGGACAGCAGAUUGUAAAUUUGGCUUUUAAUCUCAUUACUGAAGUAAUUAUUUGUCUCUACUACAGAGGAUUUCAUCUGGUUUUUACUUCAGGAGCCUGAAUGUACUUAGCCAACACAUAUAUAACAACAAUAUUAUAACCUGUAUACUGUAUGUUGCCAUCUGUGUCAAA
Messenger RNA from Carassius carassius (crucian carp), 968 nucleotides. RefSeq lists its product as uncharacterized. The transcript has 5 exons. The record is from RefSeq and is a predicted model, not a curated record. Lineage: Eukaryota; Metazoa; Chordata; Actinopteri; Cypriniformes; Cyprinidae. Bases 115 to 564 code for a protein of 149 amino acids.